Messenger RNA from Eleginops maclovinus (Patagonian blennie), 4933 nucleotides. RefSeq names its product nesprin-2-like. The coding region runs from base 208 to 3003 and encodes 931 amino acids. The transcript is spliced from 18 exons. The record is from RefSeq and is a predicted model, not a curated record. NCBI's taxonomy places the organism in Eukaryota, Metazoa, Chordata, Actinopteri, Perciformes, Eleginopidae.
AGACCCAGCAGGAGCUCCAGACAAUCCCCUCACUGGAGCCAAAUGAAACGGUAAUCAACAACGAAUACCAAAGAGUCAUUUCUUUAAGAAAGACCAUAGAGUCGAGAAUGAGAGCACUGGAGGUUCUGGAGCAGAAGAAGACAAGGGAGCGGAUUCCAAGAUGUGACAGAGUUGAAGAAAUCGGUCUUCAGUGAAUGUGACCAUCAAAUGGAGAACAUCACGCAGGCCAAGAAGUCCCUGAGCGACUACACGUGUGCUGUAACACGGGCGGCUCAGUUCCUGCGGGACAUCGAGGUGUCUCUGCUGCCCCCGCAGGGCUCUGCCGGUCUCUGCUCCGACAGGCUGCCGGAGACCCAGCAGGCUCUGGCCUCGCUGCAGCAGCAGUUCCAGACCCAUGUGGAGCAGCUCCAGAACCAGGACGCCUUGCAUCUUUACCUGUGCCCCCAGAAGGUGGAGCAGCUGCAGGAGAACAUCCUGAGUCAGCUCCUGGUGAGGAUGUCCACUCUCCAGGCAAAGGGACACAUCCGACUGGAAUACCUCAGCAGUUGUGCAGAACAGUACAGAAAAUACACCAAGAGCCAAGAAGAAAUCCUCCAGAGUGUGAAGAGCGCAGAGAGCAGCCUCUCCCAGUUCCUCUCUCAUAAAGUCACCUGUCUCACGGACUGCACUGAACAGCAAACCAAGCUUGGAGUUCUGUCCGAGGAGUUGGAGUCCCUGCAGAGGCGUCUGGAGGAGCUGAAUGAGUGGUGCCCAGAGCGGAGCUGUCGGGGGGGCAGGGAGUCCGGCGUGGCUUCUGUGUGGAAGCGCGUAUCGAGACUACGCCGCUGCAUUCAAGAGCUGAGCACACGCAGCAAACAGAGGAUCGCAGAAUGGAGCGAAAUCACCAACAGUGUGGAGAAGGCCACCUCUCUCCUGGAGCAGGUGGAGGCGGAGCAUCCUGAUGUGUCCCGGAUGAAGGCCUCCACCGAGGACCUGCAUGACCUGCUGCAGUCCUGGGAGCAGUACCAGGACAGACUGGACUGUGAACAUCGCGCCCUGUCCGCUCUGGAGCUGCGCACCGCCAGGCUGCUCGGCGUCCCCGCCCACCUGGAGCAGGCCCCCUCCACUCCGCUCUGUCAGCAGCUGCAGGCCAUGCAGGGUCGAUACAGCAGUGUGAAGCAGAGGAGUAGGGAGGGUCUGAAAGCAGUCAGGAUGGAGCUGGAGGACAGAGAGAAGCUGCGGCAGGAGAUGCAGGGCGUCCAGGUCUGGCUGCAGGCUGCAGACGGUCUGCUGUCAGAGCUGCAGCAGAGCAGGAGCACACAGGAGCUUCAGGAGGUCCACAGUCAGCUGUGUAACCACAAGGCUCUGCUGCAGCGCAUCAUGGAGAGCCUGAAGAUGAAAUACUCCGACAUGUACUCUCUGGUCCCGGUGGAGAUCGAGAGCCAGCUGCAGGAGGUCACACAGUCGCUGCAGCAAGUAGAAGUGAAGGUGGGAGAGGCGGUGGAGAAGAGCGGUCCCGUCCAUAGGCUGGGGGCGAAGUUGUCUGAGAUCCAAGCCGGCCUGAUGUCAGUUCAGAAGAGACUGGAACAGAAAAGCCCCAAUGUGUCCAUCGCUAAACUCACUCAGAAGCGUGUGUGGGACGAGCUGGACGUGUGGCACUCGUGUCUGGCGGCGCUGGAGGUGGACAUGCAGGACCUGGAGAACCCUGAGGACGCGCUGACACUCACUGAGAGGCUGGUGGAGGUCCAGCAGCUCCACUCCCAGCUGGCCAAACAGGCGGAGCAGAGGACCACCCUCAUCAGCAAGAUCCAAACGUGGCUUCAAGAGCACCAUGAGAUGAUCAGCAGCUCUAAGAGCUGGAUGGCUGAGGCCAAGUCGUGGCUCGCCACCCCCUGCACCUACACCACGGCUAAGUGUCUGAGCAGCCAUGUUCACACACUGCAGAUGGUGCUGGAUGACUCGGCACAGAUCCGGAAGACUCUGCAGGGCUUCAGCUCCAUCCUGCAGGAGAUGUCUCAGGUUUGCGACGUCACGACUCUGCAGGAACACCUUCUGGAAGCCGAUCAACAAGUGGCCCACGUCCAGGACAGCUUCACCGCUCCUCUGUCCCACCUGGGCCACGCUGCUGACGAGGUGGAAGCCAUUGAGACUGAAGUCAGGAGUAUGGAGAAUGAUGUGGCUGAGAUCAAGAACUUAUUGUCUUCUCCGGAGACUUUCCCCAACCCCAAAGAAGAGAGCUUCAAGACUGUCGAGCAGAAGAUCCAGUCCAUGAGGAGGACCAUAGACGAGAUCCAGAAGUGUAAAUCGGACCUGGAUCUUCCAGAGAAGGCUGAAGACACUCUGACUGUCUUUACUAUCGUGGAGCAGCUGCAGGCUCUGCUGCUGGACCUGGAGAAGAAGGUCCCUGCUCUGUUCAUCCAGCAGCCUACGACUCCGGUCCAGGCCAACGCUCCGUCUCACCAGCAGACCACCUCUGGCCCCCAUCUCUUUAAGUCCCCAUCAGAGGACGCUGAGAAGGAAGACGCGGAGGGACUCAUCAGAAUCGUCCGUGUGAAACAGGACGUGCUGAAGCAGUCCGGAGCGUCGCUGCAGACUGUGGAGCAUUCCUCAGCUGAGCAGAGACAAUCCCCGGAAAGAACGCAGCAGAGGGAGCAUCCAGGCGUGCUCCAGGCUGAGGAAGCCACAGAGAGCAAAGGGAGUGAGGAGCAGACAGUUGAAGAAGGUGGAGGAGGUGUUUUAUGGUGGCUCUGGGAUGCUUUCCUAGGUGCUCCGCCAGAGGCACGUUUGGUUGUCCAAGAAGCGACUGAAGGUGCCACCGGAGAAAGCACUGAACCGAGUAAAGGAGAUGGACAGGAUGUUGAGGGCCCCACUGACCCCACAGAAGCAAGUUCAUCUGCAGCAUUAUCAAAACCCCUGGGCACAGUCCGAACUCAGACACUGCCUGAGAGCAUGGUAAACACAGCCUCCACCAUAGAAGUCUCCAAAUCCCCCUCGAGCCCCCAGCGGAAAUGUGUAGUCUCCUAGAUGUAGAACCUGUGUCUCUAGAACUUCUCACUUCUUCUUGAUCCAAGCAUUGAACUUCUAGCUUCUUUAAAGCCAUGGGCAGAAAGACCCGUCUCUAGAAACGAGACUAAGACUUAAAAAUCCAAACCAGGAGCUUCAAUUUACUCCUAAACCAAUCAAAGAAAACCCAAGACUUCUUCUACAGACCACCCUAGAGUCUUCCUUGUACAAAGCCUAGAAUACAAGUGUUUAUUUUAGAUUUACCAACUUUUUCUAGACCCAAUCUUUUAACCCGUCUAGAAUCAGGUUUAUAUUUUAUAGAUUCUUCUAGAAGAAACCUAACGAUUCACUUUCUUCAAGAAAUGCUGACUUUUUUCUUCAUAUAUAAGUCUAUAAAUCCCACUUCCCUUUGAUUAAAGGCUUAACAACCUGUUGUAUAUACCCACAGCUUCUCUAGAUCCAAACAAAGAACUCUCAUCUAGACUCAAGCCUAGAUUUCAAGGCUUUAUCUAGAAUCUGGAUCUCCUAAAGUAUUCCUAAGGAUUCCCUUUUUCUUUUCGACCAACGUCUCCAAGCCCUUCUUCUUCCCUCAAAUCUACAGAUCAUGUCUUGUAGAACCAUAGAGCUUUCUAGAACCAAUGCUUUUCCACAAAUAAACCCUCAAACUUCUUCUAGAAUCAAACGUAGAACUCCUUUUUCUUUUACUGUCCUCCUUGUAGAACCUCUACCUGUGAUUUUGACUUGUUUCCUCUACACCUAAACUCUUCCUUUAACUCUAAUUUUACUAGAACAAAGUCUAGAGAACCUGAUAGCACCGAAACACCUUCAGGUUUGAAUCAAAAUGUCUCAACCUUCAGUGCAUUUACAUGGCAAAGAAUUCAAUCGGUUUACAUCUAUGGACGUCAGUGUUUCCUACUGUAAUAUGAACAUAAAAUAGAAGACAGAAAGUAAUUAAAUCAAAUCUGAUACGUGCCAAAGAUUUAUCCAAAAGGACUCGUCUUUAAAGGAGUUAUGGGCUUGCCUGUGUUCAAUACGACACAGCACAUUAUUUUGCAACUCUAUGGGAAGUGAAUGAUAGCGUGACGUUAUUUUACCAGAGAAACAGCAGUGAUGGUAUUUAGCAUGUGGGUGGAUGGUUUUUGGUCUGUAAUAAGCUUUUGCAUGGACCUUCAUUUUGGGUUAAUAUGUUUUUAUAAAAGCCAGAAACAAAGUGUACUAAUAGACAUAUUUUGUGAACCAUGUUUUAUAAUGUAUCAUAUAGGGAAUGGUGUUUUAAAAUAGUCAGACUUUUUGAUUGUUGACCUUUUAUUUGAGCAGCAAAUGCAGAGGUAAUCUGUUAAAAUAAACCUUGCUUGCUUACAUGCAUCUGCUAUUUGAAUUUUCAUACUCUGAACGUGAUAAUAAAUUGUUGUUUACACAUUUGAUUACCUGAGUAGUCCUGAGUGACUUCAGUGAAUUGCUCAGUCUCUGCCUGGCAGCAGGAGGAAAGAUUCCCGCUUUGCUAUGAAUCAGCAUAUUUACUCUCACUAUCGACUCUGCAGGUUUUGUACAUAAGAAAGUUCCCUUUUCUAAGACGACUGUUGGCCAUGAAAAUGCACUGGUUUGACAUGAUUACUGAUUAACACGUUACUGCUGGCAGGGGAAGACCAUGUAACUCCAAAUUGUACUCAAUAAUAUACUCCUCUAACCAAAAAUGCAUCUUUCACUUCCUCUUAUUCACAUUUUUUUAAGGCUUAGCAACAUUUUCAUCAAUUAAAACCAGUCUAAGAGCACAAAGCUGCACACUUUUGGAGGUGCAAGGUUUUCCCCUGGAGGCAGGCAUACUGAGAUGUCUUACAUUACAUGGCAUGUGCUGUACUUGUACAUUGUUCCACUUUUGCUAUUUCCAUUCUGUCUACAUAUCCAAUCAAGAGCGGAAAAAUAUAAAUAAACCCACAACAGUGAUCCACUC